Molecule: messenger RNA, 3009 nt
Organism: Papilio xuthus (Asian swallowtail)
Lineage: Eukaryota; Metazoa; Arthropoda; Insecta; Lepidoptera; Papilionidae
Exons: 10
Coding region: 74-2485 (803 amino acids)
Source: RefSeq, a predicted model, not a curated record
CAAAACGCGUCAGUAAGGUCUCGCGACCCGUGUGAAACGGACGUGCGUACGCGCAUGAGUUAGUGACCAAACAAUGGAUAAAUAUUGGAUUUACAUCGCUCUCUUAUCAAUAUCCUUCAGUGUUGAAGCGCUACAGAAGGAAGGUGAACAUUUUCCUGAUUAUUGGCAGGACGAUUCAAAUUACGAUUGGUAUAGCGAUGAACUUGAAAAACUUGGCAUCCUCAGCUCAGAAAACAAAGACACUGUAGAUGAGAAUAAAAUACAAAAUGAUGUAGAGGCGGAGAAUGAUCGCAAAGUUGCUGAAGAAAUAGAGAACUUUAGAAGUGAUAUCGAAGAUCAAUUCAACAUUGAUUCUGCUGAUAUCGAUUUAGUAGAUUAUCAGAUUGAAGAUAAUCGAUCUGAAGGCGAGGACGAUGAAAUUGCUGAUAAAAAAGAGUCCGAGGAGAAUUUAGAUGAUCUUGAAGAUUUAGCAGCAGAUGUAGCUGAUUUGAAUCGAAUUAAAGAAUCACUUGAUGACAGCAAAGAAAGUAAACAUGAAGUUAAACCAUUGAAUCCUAUUAAAAAGUUUGAUGCAGACACAAAUGAUAUAAUUAAUAAUGCAAAAAACGAAACAGAUGAAAUAAUACAAGAAACUAAAGAUAUUUUAAAAGAGGAUGAUGGUAAAAAUGACUUUUUAGAAGUUAUACCAAUAAAUCUGGAUACAUCUAACUUAAAUGACACAUUAGAAGAAACAAAGAAGAUAUUGAAUAGUACAGAUGACAGACUGGAUGAAGAAGUAAAGAAAAUUGUACCUCAAGAAGAUAUGGAGAACAUUUUAAAAGUCGACGAAGAUAAUUUAAAGAAUUUCAAUGAAGCAUACGAUGAUAUGUUAGCUUGGAGUAAAAUGGCAGAUAGUUUGAAUGAAACAGAUUUAUUUAAUGACACUAUAUCUAACGAUGAAAAAGAAUUAGACGAAAUUUACAAAGCUUAUAUAGAUUUAACUGAUGAUUAUGAAAAUAUAGAUGAUGGCCAUUUAGAUAUAUUACUUGAUAAUAAGAAAUCAGAGCAAAAAGAAUCUUUCCCUGAUGACACCAGAUCAGAAGAAGAAAGCAAACAUAAAACACACCCAAUCGAGUAUCUAAACGAUGCAUUGAACGCGAGCGAUGGAAUAAAGAACCCAGACGCUGAAAUGAUACCAGAAAUUGAAGUUACAAAAACAGAAACCAAAGACAAUAAUGUAGUAAAUUCAACAAUAACUGAUACAGAUUAUAACUAUGUCAUCCAAUCGGAAUACGAUGAAGUAUUGCAAAAGUUUAAACAAAACCAUAGUGAAGAUUUUAACUCCAAAUCGGAGAAUUUCGACAAGCACAUCGCUCCGAUACAUAUAACAUUAAGCGAGGACCCGGUGGUGGUAACAUCCCCUAAUUAUCCAAAUUACUACCCGACUAAUAAUAUCAUAGAUUGGAUAUUCUAUGGAGAUGGAGAGGGGAUUGAAUUUAAUAUUACUGACUUUGCUGUCAACGGCCAUGUUGGAGAUUAUCUUUUGGUAAAACCAGGUGGAGUUGAUUCAUCACAUAACAAUGGUCUAAUAUUCUCCUAUACCCUGGCCACUAAGCGUCAGUAUCUCUUUUUGGAUGUAAAUCGUAUGUUUGUUCGUUUCGAAGCGAAGCCUGGAAUGCAGUUCAUGAGAGGUUUCAGUUUUAGCGUCAAAAUACUUAGACAUAGUACCUUCGACAACGAACCAGAGCCGAGUCCUGAGCCGAUUCGACCUCUGCCACAUUCGAUGAUCACUCUCAACCUGGGAGGCACAAAUCUGGACAAUUUCAACGACCAACAAGUUGAGGAGUUCCGCCAGAUUAUCGCGGACAUGGCUACUAUGUAUAUCAAUGCAAAUAACAUCGACCACGGACUUAAUACUACGUUAGAAGCCACACAGAUUGUAAGCAGGGCGCAGUGCUUCCACAACUGGCCCAAGUUCGAACAAUGCGUGGAGAUCAAGUUUGGCGUAUCCUUGGAGUAUGAUGAUGACCAGGAGCCCAGGCUGAACGAGGAGGACCUCACCAACAUGUGGCAGACUUACUUCGAUCAAGAUCCUUUCGCUGCUCGGCUCAGGAGAAUGGGUAUUACGGAGUACCAGGUGCCAAACGACAAAGGCGUACUGAUGGUGUGGCUGGUGAUCGGCUGCGGUGUGGCCAUCUCUGUCGCCAUGCUCGCCUUUGCGCUCUGGAGGUUCAGCUGUUUCGAGGAUUACUCCAGGAUGCCAAGGUUCAGUGAUUCAGACAGUAUCCAGGAGAAGCGCGGUCUGGACCUGUACCCCACUCCGCACCAGACUCUGCCGCCGCUCUAUGAGCAGGACUACAAGUGGGCACACAACACCUACCUUGACUCCACCAGAGUGGACCUGGGCGGGUAUGCGAAUAAGAACUACCUGGCAGAUGAUGGCUACGGCCUUGACUCUGAUGAUGAAGUGGCUGAUGCUAGAAAUAGGUACACUAGUGACGUGUAGCUGCUACAUAAAAUAUCGUAUUUUAUUCAAUUGCAACAGGCACAUCACUCCAAAGGAUAUUUACGUGUGAGGCUGACCAAAAGGUAAUAUAAUUAGGUACAUGUGCACCGAACAACGUAUAUCUCCGGUACAAAUAAAUUUGUGCCAUAAGUGAUUGUAAUAAGAUCGAAAUUGUAUAAAAGGUGACCACAGUAUAGGUUUAAGUUUAAGAUAAAUAUGUGAUUUAUAUAUUAGUGCAUAUGAACGUACAUACAUAUUAUACUUUAUAACAAUUAACUUGAGUAUAUUUUCAUAUUAAAAUUACAAUGGAUUAAUAUUAAAAUGCCAAAGCAAAUAAUAUUUGACAUAAACAUCGUUAACUUUGAGGUUAUAAUUUAAUUUUUAAACAUAUUGGCAUUUUUGACUCUAAUGUGACGUUUUAGUUUUUUUUUUAUCAGUAAACCAAAGCAAACAGUUUUAUAAACUCUUAGGUAUUUAAAAUUUAUUUAAAAAAAGAACAGUGAGGAUUUUAAAAUAUUGUAUGC